Molecule: messenger RNA, 1509 nt
Organism: Umbelopsis ramanniana AG
Lineage: Eukaryota; Fungi; Mucoromycota; Umbelopsidomycetes; Umbelopsidales; Umbelopsidaceae
Exons: 6
Coding region: 297-1340 (347 amino acids)
Source: RefSeq, a predicted model, not a curated record
CAACUUGCAGUAUAUGUAUGAAGUACGCGCCAUGCGAUGGAAGGAGCAGCGAAUCAAACGAUCCAAAUCGAACCCUUACUAUCCUGUAUACAAAUUACCACAUUUCUUUAUUGACGAUGAUGGAGAGUCACCACCAACGCCUAAUACUCCGUAUGAAUCAUCCUCAUGGCAAGCAUAUCGGUAUAGGCCAUGUAAGUGCUUUGAACGAGAGGAGAAUGGUUUGUACGUGAGAGUUGACAGAGUUAUUGUGUGUAGGGACACACACUGAAAGGCAGAAGCUAGUGGAAGCUAUACGAAUGGAAGCCAAAAGAUUGAUGGCAUUGGAUUAUCACGCAAGCGGUCAUCAUCAUUUAAUAUGGGACGUGGAGAAAGUGAGUGACGAGAGGUUGGAAGUCUAUUCUGUCGAUAGAAUAGACUGGAAGAGAGUCAGCAAGAUAUAUGUACCUCAUCGAACACCUACGGAAUGUAUGAUUCAAUGGACCACUCAAGAACAUCCAAAAAUCAACAAGACGCCAUGGUCAGUGUCGGAGAACAGGAAACUUAUUGAACUCGUACUGAAAAACGGUCUAUAUGGAAAUUGGGAGAAAAUUGCUGUGGAGCUAGGCACCAACAGAACAGUAUCUCAGUGUUUUUCGCAUUAUCAAUCUCAGGCUUCUCGACAAAAGGCAAAGAGGCGAUGGACAAAGACUGAGGAUCGCUUGUUAAAAGUAGUGAUAAAGUCCCUUGGUCCUAGGAACUGGCAGCAAAUUGCUCACAUAGUCGGUGAUCGAACUGGUAGCCAAUGCUUACAGCGCUGGACAAAAGCGCUAGAUCCUGCGAUCAGAAGAUCUCGAUGGGUGCAGGAAGAGGAUCAUGUUCUGAAAAAUGCUGUACAAGUAUAUGGACUUGGAAAUUGGAGAUUGGUUCAAAAACAUAUCCCUGGACGCACCGAUAUGCAAUGCAGGGAGAGAUGGGUCAACGUUCUAGAUCCUGAUUUAAAUCACUCCAAGUUUGAAUCUGAGGAAAUGGAGAAGCUGCACAAUAUGGUCAAUGAGCAAGGGCCAAAAUGGUCUAUGCUGGCUCAACACUUUCCGGGGAGGACGGAUAACCAAUUACUUCGAGCGUGGAAGAAUCACGUUUUGGAGAUAGAAAAGGGACUCUGUCUUCUCGAGCCAUCUUAUGAAAGCACCUCACUUCAUGAAAGUGAGCAAUAUAACCGCAGUGAACCUGUAUCUCCUUCUCAAUCUGUACCUGCUGAUGAAGAGCCGCACGCACCGAUUACAUCGAAGAAACCUAGUCGAAAGCCAACGCUGGCGAAAUCCAAGAGAGGUGGGGUUGUCAAGCGUAGUCGAAAAAAUUAGUGUACAUACAAUCGACCAUUGGCGCUUUUUAAAUACUGCAUACACUGGAUUAACUAUACCCAAACUGAAUUAUGACUUUAAAAGAUGUAUGUCCUUCAUAAAGCGUGCUUUAUCAACCUGACGUAUAGUGUGCUUAGAAAAUUAGUUUGUUGACGUGCCAACAACGGGC